CCCUCAAAGGGACACCCCAAACUACCUCUCUCUUUCUUUUGUCUUUCGAUUUUGAUCUCUCUCCAUCUAAAUCUCCUGAUCCAUCUAGAUAUCUUGCUGUUCGUGAGGGGUUUGGGGUGACUAUAAAUGUCUCAGUCGGUAGCGAGUGGGAGCGAUCAAGCGGCGGGCUUCGAUUGCACCCAGUACUUGAGGGUCACCGGCGACGGCAUAUGGGCCGGCGACGACCCCCUCACUCUUGCCCUCCCCCUCUUCAUAAUUCAGUUGACGAUCUUCAUCGCGACAAGCCGCAUCAUAGACCUCUUGCUGCGGCCCUUCAGGCAGCCUCGCUUGAUCUCCCAAAUCAUUGCGGGCUUCAUCCUGGGGCCCUCCGUGGCGGGAGUAUUUUUCCCCAUGUUCAAGGCUCGCGUCCUUCCCGACCCGUCUCAAAGCCUGGUGGAGACAUUUGCAAAUAUCGGUGUCAUCUUUUGGCUCUUCCUGGUCGGCAUGGAGCUCGACCUGGCGGCCCUACUCAAGAGCGUCGGCAGGAAGGCCGUCGUCGUCGCCGCCGCCGGAAUCUUGCCACCGUGCUCCGUGGCGUUGGUGGCGUACUUCCUCAUCAGGGAAACCAUUCUAGACUCCAUCAAGGAUGGCAUGUUGGUGGUCUUCCUCGGCGGAAUUCUCCUCUCCGUUAGCUCGUUUCCGGUCUUGGCUCAGAUCGUUGCAGAGCUCAAGCUCCUGCAAACCGAGAUCGGCUCGCUCUCCCUGUCCUCUGCCAUUGUCAAUGACAUAAUCAUGUGGACGAUGGUCAUCGUGAUCGGUGGUCUGGCAACGGAGAAGGUCUCCAGUCUAUCCCCAUUGUGGGUGAUUUUAUGCGGACUGGCUUUUGUCCUGUUCUUGUACUAUGUUGCUCGACCAGCAAUGCGCUGGGUCUCGCUCCGAACUCCGGAAGGAGAAGGCGUCAAUGAGAUGUAUGUGAACCUAAUACUAGCAGCAACAAUGGGCUUCGCAUUUACGACAGACGCCAUCGGACUGCGGCCGGCCUUCGGCGCCUUCGCCUUCGGGCUGGUGAUACCGGACGGGCCACUUAGUCGAGCACUUAUAGAGAAGCUGGAGGACUUCACAUUCGGUCUGUUCCUGCCGCUGUUCUUCAUCACCACAGGGUUGAAGAUAAACAUCCAUUUUAUAACUUCAGGAGCAUGGGUCUUGUGCCUCAUCAUAGCAACCUCUGCCUUGACGAAGACACUAGCGACAUUGGCUGUUGGCAUGCUCUAUGGUAUGUCGCUGAGAGAUGGGUUCCUGCUUAGCCUGCUCACCAACACAAAAGGAGUAGUGGACGUGGUUGUAUUGGUUCAACUCUAUGACAAGUCGGCCAUAAGCUACGAAUCCUACUCGAUAAUGAUGCUGACAUCGGUAGUCAUGACGGCGUUGGUGGAGCCGACGGUGGCCUUCAUGUACAGGCGAGCCGCUCCGGUUAUCCCCUACAAGCACAGGACAGUGCAGCGAACCAAGGUGGACACGGAGCUUCGGAUUCUGGCGUGCGUCUACAAUAUGCACUCGGUUCCGACGGUCAUUAACCUGCUGGAGGCGUCGAACGCGCCGAGGAAGUCGUCGCUCGCCGUCUUCGCCCUUCGGCUCGUCCAGCUCACAGGCCGGGCCUCCAUGCUCAUCGUCCACGACCUUCGGUCAAAGACCAACCACCAGCCCAAGCGGCACGACGAGAACGACCGCAUCAUCGCCGCAUUCGAGGACUACCAGCAGUCGAGCGGCGUCCAAGUCCAGGCGCUCACCUCCAUCUCCCCCUACUCGACGAUGCACGAAGACAUCUGCAGCGUCGCCGCGCAGAAGCGGAUCGCUCUCAUCAUACUGCCGUUUCACAGGGACCUCACCGUCCUUACGAUCAACGAGGCCAACAGCGCCGCUAUGCGUAGCAUCAACCAGCAGGUUCUGGCCAGCGCCCCCUGCUCGGUGGGCGUGCUCAUCGACAGAGGGCUCAGUGGCACCACCGGCACCUCCUAUGCCCAUAUGUCCCACCAGAUCGCCCUGCUGUUCUUCGGCGGCCCCGACGACCGAGAGGCCCUCUGCUACGCCUUGCGCAUGGCUGAGCACGAGGGCGUCAGCCUCACGGUGCUGCGGUUCAUAAUCGGGGAGAGCUCCAAACAGCCGCCGUCAACGCCGUUGCACCAGAGAAGAACGCCAGAGCUGCAGCUGGAGGCAACGCAGAGGUCGAGUCCCCUCACAGACGAUGAGAAGGAGAAGCAGAAGGACGAGGAGCUUCUGAAGGAUUUCCGGCUGCGGACCAUCAGCGACAACUCUGUGAUGUACAGUGAGAUUGUCGUCUGCGACGGCGACGAGACGGUGAAUGCCAUCCGGGGCAUAGACCGGAGACACGAUCUGUUCAUAGUGGGGAGGAACCAAGGACUGUGGGAUUCGCCGGUGGCCUCAGGGCUGACGCACUGGACUGACUGUCCGGAGCUCGGCCCAAUCGGUGACCUGCUAGCGUCGCCGGAUUUCAUAUCGGUGUCGGUUCUGGUGGUGCAGCAGUACCUGGGGGCCUUGGCCGGUGAGGAUGCCUUCACGGCUCAAGUCCAGCAGUUCAUAGGGACUACCGGCACGCAGUCGGUAGGCCAGCUAAUAGGUGCUUCUUCUAGUUUUGGUAGGCCUAAUUCGUCAAUGGACCACCUCAUUCAGCACCAUGAGAACGAAUGAGGCCUCGAGAAAACGGUUCAGGAACUAAAUUGUCUCAGAGGGAGGGACUCACUUCUUCUUGGUAGGAAGCUUAGGCAUGUGCAGUAACAAUGGGCCUUCUAGUGUGGAUAUUUAUGGUCAAUUUUUUCGUAAGCAAAAUUUGAUGAAUGAAGUUUAUAUAGUUUUCUUGUGGUUAGGUCUUAGGCACUUCGUUAACAGAUGGGUCAGGCCAGGCCCUCGAAGGCACAGG
Nymphaea colorata (pocket water lily) is the source of this 2914-nucleotide messenger RNA. RefSeq names its product cation/H(+) antiporter 15-like. The record is from RefSeq and is a predicted model, not a curated record. NCBI's taxonomy places the organism in Eukaryota, Viridiplantae, Streptophyta, Magnoliopsida, Nymphaeales, Nymphaeaceae. The transcript has 4 exons. Gene Ontology annotation, molecular function: antiporter activity. The coding region runs from base 127 to 2685 and encodes 852 amino acids. Gene Ontology annotation, biological process: regulation of pH; proton transmembrane transport. Gene Ontology annotation, cellular component: endomembrane system; membrane.